Messenger RNA from Melanotaenia boesemani (Boeseman's rainbowfish), 6146 nucleotides. Its product is annotated as aggrecan core protein-like. Gene Ontology annotation, biological process: cell adhesion. The transcript is spliced from 20 exons. Gene Ontology annotation, molecular function: calcium ion binding; hyaluronic acid binding. Bases 190 to 4503 code for a protein of 1437 amino acids. The record is from RefSeq and is a predicted model, not a curated record. NCBI's taxonomy places the organism in Eukaryota, Metazoa, Chordata, Actinopteri, Atheriniformes, Melanotaeniidae.
CCUGCUUCCAGCCUCUUUCCUCUGUGCUCAGCCAAGCAUCCCGAGUGCUCUGCUGGUGCUGCUGGUGCUGCUCACUGGGACUUUUAAACUCACAACCUGGCAACCCACAGCUCGGCUGGACCAAAAACACAACAGUGAAGCAGCGUUAGACCUUUACAGGUGGGACUGUGUCUCUACAAGAGGUGAAACAUGAUCAGGUGGGCUGUGCUGCUGUUGUCAUGUCUUAGCAUCAUCUCAGCAACAUUUGAUUACAUUUAUGAGGCGAACUCUUUUAUGGAUCCAGAGGAUGUGCUGAGUGUGAGCAUUCCACUGGAGGGACCACAGCGCCCUCUGCUGGGCGCAUCACUGGAACUCCCAUGUUACUUUGCGGACCACACCAUCCCAGAUCCCGGAGCUCCCAUCAUCGCCCCUCUUUCUCAUCGCAUCAAAUGGAGUCUUGUAACCAAAGAAAAGGUCACAACCAUCCUAGUGGCGUUGAAGGGGCAGGUGCAUAUCAACGAGGGCUACCUGGACAGAGUUCAUCUGGUGAACUACCCCGAGACUCCGACCAACGCUGGCAUCAAGAUCUCAGAGCUGCGCUCCAGUGACACAGGAGUGUAUCGCUGUGAGGUUCAACACGGCAUUGAGGACGACCACGACGUUGUACACGUCCAUGUUCAAGGUAUUGUGUUCCACUACCGGCCCAUUAUGGGUCGCUACACUUUGACCUUUGAAAAGGCGAAGGCAGCAUGCGCCCAGAACAGUGCCGUCAUGGCUUCACCUGAGCAGCUCCAAGCUGCCUAUGAUGAUGGUUUCCACCAGUGUGAUGCCGGUUGGCUUUCUGAUCACACAGUCAGGUACCCAAUACAUGAUCCUCGUGUGAACUGCUAUGGUGACAAAGAAGACCUGCCUGGUGUCAGGACGUAUGGCGUCAGAGACCUCAACGAGAUGUAUGAUGUGUACUGCUUUGCUGAGAAGAUGACAGGGAAAGUUUUCUACACUGCUUCUGCAGAAAAGUUCACAUUCUCAGAGGCUGUGGAGGAGUGUUCUAGCCAGAGAGCUCAACUGGCCACUACAGGUCAGUUAUACCUGGCCUGGCAGGGUGGGAUGGAUGUCUGCAACGCCGGCUGGCUGGGAGAUAGAAGCGUCCGCUAUCCCAUUAAUAUUCGUCGGCCGCAGUGUGGAGGAGGUCUGCUGGGAGUACGAACUGUUUAUCUCCACACAAACCAGACAGGAUACCCACUUCCUGAGUCCCGCUAUGAUGCUUUCUGCUACACAGAGUUUCUAGAUGAAGAUGGUUCAGGCAGUGGGGAGGGAAGUGACGUGUUGAGUGUUACCACAGUGACACAGAGACCAGAGGUGUUUUUCAGCAGGACAACCACAGAGAGUGAAGCAGCUGGAGAGGUGGAAACUCAGCUGCCCCUUCAUGUGAACACCUACACAGAGAGCCCCACCGUGCUGCCUCUGCCUCAGCCAACAAAUGUCACGGAGAUCAUCACCGACUUUAUAGAAGCGGUUACUGCCUGGCCGGAUGUGGGCAAGGAGCUCGGUGAAAGCUUUGAGAUGCCUCCAUCUGGGGUGGUCUUUCAUUACCGCUCAAGCGCUGGCCGCUAUGCCUUCACAUUCAUCGAGGCGCAGAUGGCUUGUCAGAGUGUCGGAGGAUCUAUCGCCAAGCCACAGCAGCUGCAUGCAGCAUAUGAGGCUGGGUAUCACCAGUGUGACGCAGGCUGGCUUCUCGACCAGACUGUGAGGUAUCCCAUUGUUUUCCCAAGAGACAAGUGUGCUGGAGAUCUUGGAGAUGCACCUGGAGUUCGGUCAUAUGGUCUGAGGCCAGCAGAUGAGAGAUAUGAUGUAUACUGUUAUGCUGAGGGAUUCAAAGGAGAGGUUUUCCAUGUGGGAUCUGCUGAAGGUUUCACCUACAAUGAGGCUUCUUCUGCCUGCCAAGAGCAUAAUGCAGUGUUAGCAUCAACAGGAGACCUCUACUCUGCCUGGAAAACGGGCUUUGAUAAGUGCCGUGCAGGCUGGCUAAUGGAUGGCAGCGUCCGUUAUCCCAUUAACAACCCCCGUGCUGAGUGCGGAGGAGGGAAAUCAGGAGUUCACACCAUGUACACUCACUCCAACCACACAGGCUACCCUGAACCUGAUGCCAGAUUUGAUGCAUACUGUUUAAGAGUGGACAUUCUGCUAAUUGCAAAUGAAACUGGACUGAACAUCACUGACAUCCAAGAGGCUUUACUAAACCGAACAUCAGUCACUGAUUUGUUAAGGCUUGACGUUCCCCCCAUAGCCCCUCCCAUCCCCGUGGAGGUUUCAGGCUCUGGCUCUGGCUCUGGCUCAGCAGGCUUUGGUUCAGGCUCUGCAGGCGGUAGCAUCUCUGGGGAUCAUUCUGGGGAUGUGUCUUCCUCCGGAGAUGUGUCUGGUUCUGGAGAUAAGAUUAUUUCUGGUUCUGGAGACCUGUCUGGUUCUGGAGACUUGGCAGGCAAAGCAAGUGGUGAUCAUUCUAGUGGAGGAUCAGGUUUUAGCGGUACAGAUACUUCUGGAUCAGGUCUCAGUGGAGAAGGAUCUGGCAUCACUGUUGUUUUCCCAGGAAUCAACAGCUCUUUCUCAGGAGAGGGCUCAGCUUCAGGAGGACUUCAAGAAGCUGGAAAGGGGAGCACAGAAAUCCUGAUCUUCCCUUCAUCUGGUUCAGGCUCUGGAGAUCUCAGUGGUAGUGGGGAUCUGUCCUGGUCUGGUUCUGGAUCUGGCUUUGACUCUAAAGUCAGUGUCUCCUCCAUAGACAGCUCUGGGGAAAGUGGACAAUCCUCCAGCAUGUCGUCUGGUUCCAUCUCAGGCCAGGACUUUUCUGGAUUCAGUGGUUACUCUUCAGGAUCUUCCUCUGGAAGUGGAAGUGGGUUUUCAGGAGACUUUCCAGUAAGUGGGGAUGCUCAGAUCUCAUUGAUAGAUGAAAAACUGAUUGAUGCCUCGGUUACCCAGAAGGAAUAUGAACUUGGUGAAGGCCUGCUGGUGUUCAGUGGUUCUGGAGACUUUUCAGGAUCAGGGAGUCUCAGCAGUGGCCUCAGUGGAUCAGCCUCUGGAAGUGGUUCUGACUUUUUCUCUAGCGUGACCCUUGUGGGUUCAGGUUUCACUGAACUUAGCGUGUCGUCUGCUGGAGGGCACGAGGAAGCCUCUGGGUUUCUAUUCUACAGCUCUGGACAGGGAAGUAGUGGACAGUUGUCUGGAUUUGGAAGCUCACAUUUCUUUUCAGGGUCUGAACCUGGAAUGUUUGGAUCAGGACUCUCUGGAUCUGGAUCUGAGUCCUCUGCAAGUGGAGAGGAAGGCAGUGUUACGUUCCUGACUGGAGAUCUGUGGGAGACAUCUGAAGGUACCAAGCUGUCUAUGGAGCUGGGUCAGGGCUCCGUGGAGUACAGUGGAGAGGGAAGCAUUGGCAGUACAGAUUUUUACUCUGGCGGCGGAGCCAGUGACUCAUCCACCACCAGCAACAUCUUCUCAGGAACUUCUUCUGGAGAACCGCUUCAGGUGGUGAUCCCCUCUCCACCCAGCAACCAGGCACUGACACAGAGUACUACAGAACCAGACGAGGAUCUUCAAGGGGGCUCUUCGCUGACAGAGCUGCCCAGAGACAGUUAUGUAACCCCCGGCCCUGCAGGACUGAUGGGUCUAAAACCAGUUUAUGUACAAACACCAACUGUUGUAGCAGGCUUUAACCCAUGUGAACCCAACCCCUGUGGUAAUGCCUCCUGCACAGCAGAGGAUGGAGUUGCUCUCUGUCUUGAGGUAGAUGUGUGCCAUCCCAACCCUUGUGCCAACGGAGCCACCUGUGUGGAGAGUGCAGACUCUUUCAAAUGCUUAUGCCUACCCAGCUAUGGAGGAAAACGCUGUCAGAUCGAGGAGCAGCUGUGUGAGGACGGCUGGACUAAGUUUCAGGGAAACUGCUACCUGCACAUCACGGACAGAGAGGAGUGGCUGGACGCAGAGCAGCGCUGCCGUUACCUGAAUGCUCACCUGGUCAGCAUCAUCACGCCAGAGGAGCAACAGUUUGUCAACUCUAAUGGACAGGACUACCAGUGGAUUGGACUGAAUGACAAAACAGUGGAGAACGACUUCCAGUGGACUGAUGGCACUCCGCUGCAAUAUGAGAACUGGAGGCUGAACCAGCCUGAUAACUACUUUAACUCCGAGGAGGACUGUGUGGUAAUGAUCUGGCGUGAGAACGGCCAGUGGAACGAUGUGCCCUGUAAUUACCACCUACCGUUCACCUGCAAGAAAGGUCCAGUCUCAUGUGGAGCCCCUCCAGAGGUGGAAAAUGCGUACAUGUUUGGUAACAAGAAGCUGGAGUACCCCGUCAGCUCCAUCAUCCGUUACCAGUGCAACCCAGGAUUCAGACAGCGCCAUAUACCGGUGGUCCGCUGUCAAGCAGACGGGCAGUGGGAGAAACCUCAGGUGGAAUGUACUGAUGUGAAAGCCAGAAAAAGAAUACAGCAUAGGCGCAGCAGGAGUCCCACAGCCAGGAGCACUAAGAAAUAAAACAAAAGAGGAAUUUAGUAUUUAAAAGGAACAUUAAUCUUCAAAAAUCUACUUUAGUAAAAACUAUUUUUUAAUGCCCAUUUGUGAGGUGCAACAUCAUGAAAAUGUGAUUUUUCUUUUUCUAUUUCCUGACCCUGAUAAUAUAUUUUAGAUAAAAACUAUUAUUUUAUUGCUCUACAUUCACUUUUAAGGUGUGUUUAUUAUGUAAUUCUUCAAUUAAAUCAUUGAAUGUUUCACAUUUAUCUGUCAAAUACUGUUGGAUUGUAUUUAAAGUUGACAGUCUGAGCUCAUUUCGGCCUGUCACUAACGUCUGUUCUCAGAGUUGCUGAAGUUUGAUUAUUUACUCCAUCUGAAGAUGCACUUUGCUGCUGUUUGGUCCUGAAAUAAAGUGUGCAAAACAUGCAGAGAAUAAGGCAAUUCGCCACAGGACAAACAGACGUCUAAGUUUCUGUUAAUGUAAAAUGAGAGAAAACAUCCCUGAGAAAAAUAAAGCAAGGAGUUGGCAGUGAACAUCCCAACGUUGCAUCCCGACCCACCCACAAACAGCACAGCUGGAGUCAUUGAAGAGCUUCACCCCUUGAAGGGUUUUUUUAAUUCUCUUUUUAAUGCUCAUUUUCAGUAUCCACAAGAAUAAGCACAAAUGAACAAAAAAAAUCUGAUUUUGCACCUUUUCUUACCUCUUCUCCAGUCUUCAUGCUCUGCUAAGCAAAAAUGCCAAUCAGGCUGUUUACAGCUCCAUCUUCUCACCUCAGUCUUAGCCAGAAGGCAUAAAAUAUAACAUCAGCUGGCGGAUGAUGAAUUCCAAAUUUGUUUUAGAAACAUUAUCACUAAUCUGAAAAUGAACCGUCUGCCUUUGUGGAUGUUAAGCACAAAAUAAACUCAUAAAUCAGAUCAUCAAUAAACAUGAAACAACCAAGAAAACAAUGAGCCUCAUGAGGGUGCGCAGUAGUUUCCAAUCGACUGGUAAACCUUAUUAAAAUGAUCUCUUCAGCUACUGUAGGAACUCCAUGUGUUUAAAAAAAAGAAAAAGAAACUUUGUUAAUGCUUUAUUGCUCAUUAAAUAACUAUUUAAUUAACUCUUGAUAUUCUGCUAUGCUUAAUUGUUAGAGUUGAAGAGAUAAUGCACUCUUAAUUUAUGCAGCUUCAUUUUCAUCAUAAAGACUUGAGCUGACUUGAACAGCUCUAAAACUAAACAAAUGAGAAUUCAGUGAAGAAAACCAUACCGUAAAACCAAUGUUUUGCCCCUUGUGUUAAUUUAUUGAGUCUCCUCUUGGUUGAGUUAGUGACUUUUACACUAGAUUCAGACCACAUCAGCACCAGCAACAUGAACCCCAAGUCUAACAUUAAGAGGAUAACUUUCUCGAGACCUGCAGCUUGUCAUGUUGACCGUUUGGAGUAUUUUCUUGUUUGUGUGUUUUAACUGAUCACCUUCCACCACACUGUGCAGUGCACGGUUACUUUGUGGAGCAAGUGUAAUAAUCCUGUUUCUUAUUUGUAGCCUCAGAGGAAAAACCUCACUGUAAACCUUCAACUUUUGACUGCUUUCAUUUGUUCACUUGUGUUCUGUCAUGAUUGCUGAAUGUGGGGGCUGUGCCUCUUUCCAACAUGUUGUCACCUGCUGCAUAAUAAACCAAAGACUGAAA